AUGAAGAUACAUCCAGUAAAUGAAGUGUCAGGGCUGUUCACGAACAUCAUGGACAUCUGCAUCCCCGACUGGAAGGAGAGGAAAGAGUUCUGGGCGAAGUGGAAUCCGAACAGGAAGAGCUUGCCGCCAGAGGACCCCGAGGAGGAGCACAAGAAAAACGAGAAUUUCGUUAUCGAUUACGUUGAGAAGAUGCUUCCUAGGGUUUACACUGACGACACCAUCCGUUUCAAUCGCAAGGCCUUCGACUGGGGGACCCAGUUCACGGUCGACUGCGGCGACAAGGAGUACUGGCAGGAGGUCCUGCCGAGGUACCCCGAGCUGGCCAACUUCCAGGUGGCGGAUUACUGGACUCAGCGACCCAACGAGCAGAAGCCGACACUGACAGCCGAGUGGGGGGGGGGCUUUGCAGGAGUGUCAAGAGUAGGAUGAGGAGGAGCACGUGGCGCCGGCGGGUCAAGGACGGGCAAGGCGCGCAAGGGAGGGGAGAGGCACGGUGAAAGGGAACCUCUCCAGGAGUAGGACCGGAAUGGAGAGCUCGCGCCGCUCUGCCAGGCCUGGUGUGUGCUCGGUGGAAGCGGGCCAGUUCUGGCGGAGCCAGGUGGCAUUGCUCCAGCGCGCACCUGUGAAUCUCUGAUGCUGGUCGCAGUGAU
Messenger RNA from Prorocentrum cordatum, 650 nucleotides. NCBI's taxonomy places the organism in Eukaryota, Dinophyceae, Prorocentrales, Prorocentraceae. The record is from the annotation of a GenBank genome assembly.